Molecule: messenger RNA, 4320 nt
Organism: Hylaeus volcanicus
Lineage: Eukaryota; Metazoa; Arthropoda; Insecta; Hymenoptera; Colletidae
Gene: SCCRO3
Product: DCN1-like protein 3
Exons: 4
Coding region: 539-1528 (329 amino acids)
Biological process (GO): positive regulation of ubiquitin-protein transferase activity; protein neddylation
Cellular component (GO): ubiquitin ligase complex
Molecular function (GO): cullin family protein binding; ubiquitin-like protein binding; ubiquitin conjugating enzyme binding
Source: RefSeq, a predicted model, not a curated record
UAUUCUACAUAUAUAUGUACAUAUAUUCUACAUAUAUAUGUACAUAUAUAUGUACAUAUAUAUGACAUACUAUACAUAUACAUAUAUAUAUAUAUAUAUAUCUUUAUUAGUGUUUUUAAAUGCAGAAGUUUCGUUGACACAUCUCUAAAUAAAUUGAAACGAAUGAAUGCUUUGUUCAUGGAAUGAUAGUAUCGUUUUAUUAUUUUGUGAGGUUACGUAGCCACAAAUGACAGGAGCAUUUGGUCGUACACAAAUCGAACCUAGAAGUCAUGUAAAAGAAAUGUACAGAAGGUUUGGAAUCGAAGCGUCCUUUUAAUUCUAACCGUGAUAAAUCGAGCUCUAAAUUUUACAAAUAUUUGGGAAUUUAUGAAUGUGGCCACAGCGAGAUAUUUUGCGGAGGGUCUUUACUGGGGUUAUUGUGACCCAGGUAGACCGAAAAUCCGCCUUAACAAUAAGCUUUUGAUCAAGACUGCCAAUGUAAGACUGAACCACUGAUGCAUGAGAUAAUUGUCUUUGAUGUUAAGUACGGACAGCAUCAAUGGGAAACCUUUUCUCGUGCUUUAAGGUGUCUCUUCCACCAACCACCAAUGAUCAAUCCAUGUCAUUAGAACAUAAAGACGAAACAAUGGAACUUAGGGGUUUGUUCCCAAAUUCUUGCCAACAAACGAGGUCUAUGGCACCUGAACCACAUAUAAACGGAAACAGAAAAUCGAUCGCCACAUUAUCAACGUUCAACAGUGUAGGAUCUGAUAAUUGUGGAUCUGUGCCUAGCGUGCAAAAUAAUGUACGUUUGUCGAGAGGAUUUUAUGCACGUUUACCACCAUUGGGAAGAUCCGGACCAUCGGUUGGUCUCAACGUAACAAUUGAAUCAAAACAACAAAGAGAACCAUCUGAGAACAAGAUAAAUGCUUUGUUUGACCAAUAUAAGGAUCCACACGAAGAUGUAAUUUUAGCCGAUGGUAUAGAAAGACUUUGCAAUAAUUUACAACUUUCACCAGACGAAUUUCAAGUACUUGUUCUUGCUUGGAAACUAAACGCUGAACAGAUGUGCCAAUUUACACGUCAAGAAUUUGUGACAGGUUUAAAAGCAAUGAAAGUAGACAGUAUACGUGCUAUACAAACAAGAUUACCAGAAAUUGUUCAAGAGUUAACAGUAAAUAGUGAUUUAUUCAAAGAUCUCUACCGAUUUACGUUCCGGUUCGGCUUAGAUGUUAAUUCCGGUCAGAGAAUAUUACCAGCUGAUAUGGCAAUCGUACUAUGGAAACUCGUUUUUACGUUACGUGAACCACCUCUUUUAUCUAGAUGGCUUACAUUUCUCGAGUGCCAUCAUGUUCGAGGUAUACCCAGAGAUACAUGGAAUAUGUUUUUGAAUUUUGCUGAAAGCAUUGGCGAUGAUCUUGGUGCCUACGAUGAUGCAGAAGCAUGGCCAAGUUUAUUUGAUGAUUUUGUCGAGUAUGAAAAUGAUCAAAUGAACCAAAACAUCAGUAAAGAUGAUAUCAUAAAAGAUGUUUCUAUCGAUAAACCUUAAUGUCGGUAUUCUAAAGUAAUUUUCAACUUAACAAGGUAUCACCUUACAUUUGAUCCUCGAACAAAAUUUAUUUUAAAUUCUUUGACAAUGAAAUCAUAAAAAUAAUUUCCUUGCAAUAUUUACGUGUUAUUUAUUUCUCAACUUUUACAUUAUAUGUAAUAUUAAACGAAAUUGGACGACUAAACAUUUCAGAAAAAAAUCAAAGAGUUUCGUUAGAAGAGAUGUAAAUUUGAAAUUUUGCACACUUAAUGAACAUAUUAGAAAGCAGAAUUUCUAUAAUCUAAAUUUGUGAUACAGCGUCUAUGAAUGUAUACAAUUUCAAAUACAUUAAUAUUUCUUACACUUUUUGAAGAUACUGUUAAAAAAAAAAAGGAACAAAUGUAAAAAAAAAAUAACAAAACGAGAUAUCUUGUACUACAGAAAAAAUUCUUCGGAAAUUUAUUUUCACGAUUUACAUUUUAUUAGAUUAGAAUAUGUGGUGCAACUUUCUUUGAAACUGGUGUAAACAUAUUACUGUGAAACAAAUUUGAUCAUUCAUGAUCAUAGUCUAUGAUAUUGUUUUAGAUGGACGUAUGAUUUAUUUAAAUUAUGUUUCUAUUUAUUUUUUUUUUGUCAUUAAUUAAACCUUUAAUACUGUUUAGAUACUUGAGUGAGUAUCAUUAAAAGUUUCCGAUAAACGUAUUUCAAAUGUAAUAACAUUGUUCACACACAUAUAUAUAUAGUGCCAUGUCUUUCGAAAAUAUUAACAAAUUAUUCGCUAAAAUUAAUAAUAACUAACGUGUCAUUGAAAAAUGUAUGACCUGCUCUAAUUUUUUUUUGCAGAAGCAUGCUAUACAGUUUAUAUAAUAAUUUUGAUUACAGCAAACGAUUAGUGAUUUCGCAUAGCCUUGCUUUAGGAAUUAAUUAGUAGUACUUUUUUCUUUAUUAUAUUCAGUGUUCGUUUGCCUUUGCCAGAAAUAGACAUUUCAAAAAGAAUUUGAUAGUUUAAAAAUGUGUUACUUACACAGAGGGACUUACAUACUCGAAUUCGGAUAUAAUUUAUAAUAUUUUUUUGUUCUUAUCUUAUAUUCGCUAUGUUUACUACUUUAUAUUUAAAACUUGUAUUAAAAUAAAUUAAAUUUUAAUUACAUAAAAUGAAAUGAAUAUACAGUUAUAUUUGUAUACUUUGUGGAAUACACCUGUUAUAAAUACAUAAAAAUAGAAAGAAUAAGAAAUUACAAAUAUCCAUAUUGUUUUUACAAUAUUUAAUUUGAUGUUUUUGGAAAUUACACAAUGUAUGUAUGUAGUUUACUGUCUACUCGCUACAUUAGCACCAUGUUACAAGAACUAGUUUUCAAAAUUUAUAAAGGAAAAAUAGUUAGAAGAACUUAUUUUCGUGUUGACUUUUUUAUACAAAACUAUUACGUCUUUGGUAUUUCUUGCUUUGUUUACCUAUUAAUAUUCUUUGUGUCGAAUAAAGAAGUUCCUCUGUGUUAGGUGAAGUACUAUCCAGUCCGUAGAAAAUUUCUAAAAUUACACGAGUGUGUCGUAACUUAAAGUCAACAAACGCACAUGUAAUAUUAAUUUAUUUGAGUAACUUAACAAGGGCUUAAAUCUGUAUUUAAAUCUAGGCUUACCGAAAGUUAGCUUUAUGUAUAAUAUUGUAUACCAGAUACAUGUUUCGUUAAAAAUUUUCACUUAACUAGCAUUUGAGAAACAGUCUUAAGAAAUAUAUAGGGUUGUUUUUUAUUGUGAUAACUUCUAAUCAGAUCAAAUAUUGUAGGAGCAUUGUUAUCGAGGAGUAGACGCGGUGGCAAUGCGAUGAAAUCAAGUGAUAAAUAUAAGUAGAAUUUGAGUGCUAACGCAAUAGAUAUUUAUAAUGAAAAAUUGUACAUUUCUCGUGGCUCAUAAUAAAUUGGUUUUGAUUCUGUAACAAGAAUAUAAACCCUAGAGGAAGGAUAACGCAUUUAAAAAGUUUGAUAAUGUUGAUAAGUAUAAUUUUUUCAUACUUUUUACAGAAGUUAAUUGUUCACGGUCUGAUAUGUAUUAAGAAUGAAUUUUAUCAUUAAGUAUAUAAAUUGAUCCAUUAAUAGGAUGUUGAAAAUGUUAUUGUAAACUAUGUGUACAUAUUAUGAUAAUACGAAAGUUUGGCAUAGUUUUAAUAACAUAUACGCAUCACAAUACGGAAUGUCAUUCCGUAUAAUUGCGACAAGAUUAAAAAUUAAAUGCUACAAUAAUAGUUUUAUAAAUAUUUUAAUAAUGAAAAAUAUAAGAAACCACUUUCUUAGGUUUAACAUUUUUCAAUUAUUUCAAAUACAGUAAAAAUUUUAUUUUCUUUUUUCUUUUACAAUAUAGACUGCCUAAGUAAUUAUCCACGUUAAUGAUCUCAAAAUAAUUCCAUAAUACAAGUUACAUUUGAUUGUAAGAAAUUAUUAAAAUGUAAUUAAAGGCAACAAUUAUUAACAGGAAAAAAGCUUUUAAAUAAAUUUCUCCGUGUAAUUUGACAUUAUUAAUAUAAAUAACAAUUGAUAUUAAGUCACUAUGUUUAUGAUAUAAAUUCCAGUAUCAAGAAUAUUUUUCCAGGAAUAUACAUUAAUUUCUCUAACGACAUAACGUAUAAAGUUUAUAAAUUUAAUAGAGAUUUACAGAAGAAUUUUUAAGAACGAGAACAAGUGUAUAUUUUAAGGACCACAAAAUUAUUAUAUCAUUUUUAUUUUAUAACUAAAUAUAUCAAAUUUGGCAGUGAAUUUUAUUCAAAAUGAUUUUAUGUAUUAAAUUAACGAUCUAUACGAGAAAUAAAGCUUUUAUAAAUU